AUGGAGUCAGCAGGAGAAGGUACCCCGGUCAUGGAGGUGAAGGAGCGCGUCCAGGAGCAUGCUGGGAUCCGUCUCUCCAUGCCACAGGAGUACGACGGCAGUGCUGCCAACUGCCAGGGAUUCCUCCUCCAACUAAACCUCUAUCUGGCCACGGUUCACCCAGCUCCAUCGGACUGUGAGAGGGUGUCCGCCCUCCUCACAUGCCUCACCGGGAAAGCCCUGGAGGCCCUGAUCGACCACUACAGUCUGCGCGAGGACGUCCGUCGGGAGCUGGCCUGCAGAGACGCCACCCUCACUUUCGACCAGCUGGUGGACCUGUCCAUCUGGCUUGACAACUUACUGGCUACUCGCGAACGUCCAGAUCGGGCCACAGUGAUAGAGUCAAUGCACGGGGCACGCUUCUUCACCAAACUAGAUCUCAGGGGUGCAUACAAUCUGGUGUGUAUCCGAGAGGGAGACGAAUGGAAGACGGCUUUCAGUACCACCUCUGGGCACUAUGAGUACUUUGUCAUGCCGUACGGGUUUAUGAAUGCGCCAUCAGUCUUCCAAGCUUUUGUAGACAAGAUUAUCAGGGACCUGCACGGGCAGGGGUAUCGCAUUUCCACGUCAGGGGUGGAGAUAGAGAGUGACCACAUUGCAGCUGUGCGUAAUUGGCCGAAUCCCACCACGGUUAAGGUGGUGCAGCGAUUCUUAGGAUUAGACGUGUGGGCCAGAAUCAAAAUAAAGGCACCGUAUGUCCCUCUGUCUCUCUGCAGACAGCUCCUCAACCAAGAACAAACUCUCAACAUACACAGGACAAACACUCCUGUCACAAACAUAUUAUUUGGGGUGAGGAAUUGUGUUGUGGACAGCUCACUGACCGUACCCAUGGCUCUACUGAAGUCAGGCUGGCUCUGGAGACAGACCUCUAUCCUAAAACACUGGAAGCUGAAUUGGUGUGACCUGUGGAUCGAUGGAACCCUGGCCUUCUACAAGACGGACAGUAGGCGAGAAUUUGAGCACCGAGUGGGCCUCAAGACCAGCUGUGUGAGUGUCAAGUCUGGCCUGGAGUGUGCAGGUAUCUCUCCCCCAGAGAACCACCCCAGGGAAAACCUGGUGGUGGUGCAGCUUAGAGACAGUACCACAGUGAUCCUGUGUGCCAACAGUGAGGACGAGGCACUAGCGUGGAAAUUGACAAUUCUAGAGGUGAGACGAAACCCAUUUGUGUAUGACCCGUAUAACGACUCCUACCCGUCCGUCCCAAUGGACGGCCACAACACCAUCUACCUGGCUCCUGGAUCAGGUACCCACCACAUACUGAUCCAGAGAGACCCGUACGAUGGCAUAGGAGAACAGGUGGCACUGGGGCUACUGGCGGGCAUGGCGGCAGGCGCCGCUAUGCGCUCCUUUCUCUGGAUGCCCUUCUUUUUCUGCUGAUAUAGAAGGCCUCUAUAAGCAGGGAGACACGGCUGGGAAACGCCCAGGCUCAUAUAUGUAGUAGUGCUGCUGUAGGCAUCACUCCUGAAAGUCUUAUUUUCUUGUCAUCCUUGAGUAAAAGUAAUGAUACCUUAAUAGAAAAGGACUCAAGUAAAAGCGAAAGUCACCCAGGAAAAUACUACUUAAGAAAAAGUCUAAAAGUAUUUGGUUUUAAAUUUAAUUAAGUAUCUAAAGUAAAAGUAAAUGUAUACAUUAUUUCAAAUUCCUUAUAUUAAGCAAACCAGACUGCACAAUUAAAAAUAUAUAUUUUAUGGAUAGCCAGGGGCACACUCCAAAAAAUAAAUAGUAAAGUACAGGUACUCCAAAACACUACUUAAGUAAUACUUUAAAGUAUUUUUACUUAAGUACUUUAGACCACUGCCGUUGCAGAAUAUGGGUGCCCGUGUGUGUGUUUCUGUCUGUGUGUGUGUAUGUGUGUAUCAUCAUUUGUUGUACAUUUGUUCUUAAUUGACAUAACCUAAAUUCACACAGCAUAUUUAGUAGGAAUGUACAGUACCCGUCAAAAGUUCAGACACAUCUACUCAUUCCAGGUUUUUACUUUAUUUUUACUAUUUUCUACGUUGUGGAAUAAUAGUGAAGACAUCAAAACUAUGAAAUAGCACAUAUGGAAUCAUGUAGUAACCAGAAAAGUGUUAAACAAAUCAAAAUAUAUUGUAUAUUUGAGAUUCUUCAAAUUAGCCACCCUUUGCCUGGAUGACAGCAUUGCAUACUCUUGUCAUUCUCUCAACCAGCUUCAUGAGGUAGUCACCUGGAAUGCAUUUCAAUUAACAAGUAUGCCUUGUUAUAAGUUCAUUUGUGGAAUUUCUUUCCUUCUUAAUGCUUUUGAACCAAUCAGUUGUGUUGUGACAAGGUAAGGGUGGUAUCCAGAAGGAAUCCCUAUUUGAUAAAAGACCAAGUCCAUAUUAUGGCAAGAACAGCUCUAAUAAAGAGAAACAACAGUCCAUCAUUCCUUUAAGACAUGGUCAGUCAAUGACGAAAAGUUUCUUCAAGUUUCUUCAAGUGCAAUCGCAAAAACCAUCAAGCGCUAUGUUGAAACUGGCUCUCUCAUGAGGACCGCAACAGGAAAGGAAGACCCAGAGUGUCACGCCCUGACCUUAGAGAUCCUUUAUUCUCUAUUUUCGUGAGUUCGAGGUGUGACUAGGGUGGGCUUUCUAGUUUCUUUAUUUCUAGGUUGGCUUGGUAUGGUUCCCAAUCAGAGGCAGCUGUCUAUUGUUGUCUCUGAUUGGGGAUCAUAUUUAGGCAGCUUUUUCCCACUUGUUUGUGUAUAGUUGCCUUGAGCACUGCAUAGCGUCAAGUUCUUUUUGUUCUUUAUUGUUUUUUUGUCGGUUCACGUGAUAAAGAUGAUGAACUCAAACCACGCUGCAUUUUGGUCCGAUUCUUACAACAACGUUCGUGACACAGAGUUACCUCUGCUGCAGAGGAUACGUUCAUUAGAGUUAACUGCACCUCAGAUUGCAGCCCAAAUAAAUGCUUCACAGAGUUCAACUAACAGACACAUCUCAACGUCAACUGUUCAGAGGAGACAGCGAGAAUCAGGCCUUCAUGGUCGAAUUGCUUAGAAGAAACCACUACUAAAGGACACCAAUAAGAAGAAGAGACUUGCUUGGGCAAAGAAAUAAUGUCAAUGGACAUUAGACCGGUGGAAAUCUGUCCUUUAGUCUGAAUCCAAAUUUGAGAUUUUGGUUACAACCGCCGUGUCUUUAUGAGACACAGAGUAGGUGAACGGAUGAUCUCUGCAUGUGUGGUUCCCAUCGUGAAGCACGGAGGAGUAGGUGGGAUGGUGUUGGUGUGCUUGCUGGUGACACUGUGAUUUAUUUAGAAUUCAAGGCACACAUAACCAGCAUGGCUACCAAAGCAUUCUGCAGUGAUACGCCAUCCCAUCUGGUUUUUGCUUAGUGGGACUAACAUUUGUUUUUCAACAGGACAAUGACCCAAACCAGGCUAUGUAAGGGCUAUUUGACCAAGAAGGAGAGUGACGGAUUGCUGCAUCAGAUGACCUGGCCUCCACAAUCACCUGACCUCAACCCAAUUGAGAUGGUUUGGGAUGACUUGGACCGCAGAGCGAAGAGAAAGCAGCCAACAAGUGCUCAGCAUAUGUGGGAACUCCUUUAAGACUUUUGGAAAAGCAUUCCUUAUGAAGCUGGUUGAGAGAAUGCCAAGAGUGUGCAAAUGUGUCAUCAAGGCAAAGGGUGGCUACUUUGAAUAAUCAAAAAUAUUCAAAAUAUUUUGAUUUAUUAACACUUUUUUGGUUACUACUGUACAUGAUUCCAUGUGUGCUAUUUCAUAGUUGUGAUGUCUUCACUAUUAUUCCACAAUGUAGAAAAUAGUCAAAAAUAAGGAAAAACCCUUGAAUGAGUAGGUGUGUCCAAACUUUUGACUGGUACUCUAUAUGAAACGUAUACGUUAUGCAACAUAUAUGAAAAAGAGAAAUGACCCGACCUGCAUAUUCAGCUGCUUGAGGUUUAUGGCACCCCACAGAACCCUUGACUGCAAUACUUUUUUAACUUGAAACAUUGAGGUGCAAACGCUGAUUACAUGUAUUAACCUUAGAUCCUUUACUUAAUUUCAGGUACAGUUUUCCAUUCACUAUGUUUGAGUGCAAUGAUGCUGUUACUUUCAAAUUGAAUAAAAUAGUUUCAAAACCA
Molecule: messenger RNA, 4121 nt
Organism: Oncorhynchus keta (chum salmon)
Lineage: Eukaryota; Metazoa; Chordata; Actinopteri; Salmoniformes; Salmonidae
Exons: 11
Coding region: 1-1416 (471 amino acids)
Biological process (GO): regulation of cell differentiation
Cellular component (GO): membrane
Source: RefSeq, a predicted model, not a curated record